Messenger RNA from Cheilinus undulatus (humphead wrasse), 2146 nucleotides. It is a transcript of the gene yif1b, whose product is annotated as Yip1 interacting factor homolog B (S. cerevisiae). The coding region runs from base 116 to 1045 and encodes 309 amino acids. The record is from RefSeq and is a predicted model, not a curated record. Lineage: Eukaryota; Metazoa; Chordata; Actinopteri; Labriformes; Labridae. Gene Ontology annotation, cellular component: endoplasmic reticulum-Golgi intermediate compartment; COPII-coated ER to Golgi transport vesicle; endoplasmic reticulum membrane. Gene Ontology annotation, biological process: endoplasmic reticulum to Golgi vesicle-mediated transport. The transcript is spliced from 8 exons.
GAGUAAUUUUAUGAAUGACUCCAACUUCCCCGUGGGGCUUGCUAACUCACCAGAAGAAACCACACCACAGUACAGUUAGUUUCUAACGGCUACUGGUACCUUGAAGUUAGUCGAAAUGGAUUACACUGCUACUCAGAGUGGGUUCAGACAGCGUAAGUUACAGCCUAAUAUGCGUCUGAGGAACAGCUCUGCAGAUGGCUCAGAAGGCAGCCAGCUGUUUGAGGAUACAAGCAGUGCUGCACCUGGGUCGCAGCCAGGAUACAGCAGGAACCAGCAGUCUGGACCUCAAUCAGCGGGAUUUUCUGGCCAGUCCAUUCUUUCAGACCCCAUGUCUAAUCUAGCCAUGGCAUAUGGCAGCUCACUGGCAUCCCAUGGUAGAGAAAUGGUGGAUAAAAAUCUGGACAGGUUUAUCCCAAUCUCAAAGCUCAAAUACUACUUUGCUGUGGAUACAGUGUACGUGGGGAAGAAGUUAGGCCUUUUAGUUUUCCCAUAUAUGCACGAGAACUGGGAGGUGAGCUACCAGCAGGACACCCCUGUGGCGCCACGAUUUGAUGUGAACGCUCCCGACCUCUACAUUCCCUCCAUGGGAUUCAUCACAUAUGUCCUGGUGGCUGGACUUGCCCUUGGCACACAGAACAAAUUUUCCCCAGAGUUGCUGGGAGUUCAGGCCAGCUCAGCAUUGGUGUGGCUCAUAAUGGAGGUCCUUGCAGUCCUCCUGUCACUUUAUCUUGUGACUGUGAACACUGACCUUACCACCAUAGACCUGCUCGCCUUCUCUGGCUACAAAUAUGUCGGGAUGAUCAUAGGCGUGGUUGCAGGCCUCCUGUUUGGGAGGCUAGCAUAUUAUCUCUCUCUGCUGUGGUGUUGUGCCGCCAUUUUUGUUUUUAUGAUCCGCACCCUGCGUCUGAAGCUGUUAUCUGAGGCAGCGGCUGAGGGGCGGCUGGUGAGAGGAACCAGAAACCAGCUGAGGAUGUACCUCACCAUGUCUAUAGCUGCAGCACAGCCUGUCUUCAUGUACUGGCUCACCUACCACCUCAUCAGAUAAAACCUGGGACUAACACUUCUCUUGUCUAAGAUGAACUUGACUGUCUAAACACUUUCUCACCCACCAAAAAAUGCUCAAAGAAAACACACAUUAACACAUAUCAGAGUUGAACUUGGAUCCAACACGAUGGCCGCAGUUGUCUGGAUGACACCAUCCUCUUUCCAGAUAUAAACACAGAAGUUUACAUCCAGAAAGACUCCUUUAGUGUGUGAAUGGUGCAAAUCAUCACAUGCUUCAAGACAUAAAGAGAAAAAAUGAGGCAAUGCUGCCUUUUCUCUCACAGCACAGUCCCAUGUUUAGUAUUGCCUUUAUUUUUUUGUCUUUUUUUAUGUGAAGUCUUCAAAAGUUUGUAGCAACAGCAAGUGGCUUUAAGGUUUUGUUUUCUACACCGUGUAAUUAUUUGUUAAUUAUGUUUUAUAGGAAUAUUUAAGUAUUUUUCUGUACAGCAAAAGUAUUAUUGAUGUUACUCCUGUCUGGUAUCAGGUGAGCAAUGUUUCUGAGCCUCAAGAAAGCACACAAACUUCACACAGGCUGUCCAUUUUAGGGAAAGAAAGGAAACAUUUUCAGGUUGAACAAUCACUGGACCUGAAAUAAGGUAUGUGUAAGUGUGGGUGCAUUACCACCUCAGUUUUUAUCUGUUAAACUUUUUCUAUGUGCUUUGGAACAUGUAUGAACUCUGCUGCCUGACGACCUUGAAUAGAAACUGUAAAAGUCAUGGUAAGACAAACAGCUCUCUUGACUAUUGAUUUAGAUAUCCUUAAAAAAAAGCGAAUUAUUUAGUGCUUUUCAUAUUUAAAGCAAGAAGAGAUGAGACGGUCAGGUUUGUGGAAAUUUUUAGUCUUGACAUACUUGAAAUGUUUUAAUGCUUUUUGUGCUUUGACGUGUCUGUAAAUCACCAGUUAUUACUAUGAAACAAGCGACUCCUCUCUUUGAAAAUGUAGCCAAUGUAAACACAAAGCAGGGUAAGAUUCACAAAUGCUUAAAUAAUUCAGGAGAAUUUAAAAAUUCAGGAGCUUUGCAAUUUCCUUAAAUGAAAUAUAUUAUUAACAAGAAUUACUGAAAUGUGCAGUUAAUUGACAUGCCAAUAAAAACUUGUCUGAA